Mugil cephalus (flathead mullet) is the source of this 3020-nucleotide messenger RNA. RefSeq lists its product as uncharacterized. The record is from RefSeq and is a predicted model, not a curated record. Gene Ontology annotation, molecular function: GTPase activator activity; phosphatidylinositol bisphosphate binding. Gene Ontology annotation, biological process: positive regulation of GTPase activity. The coding region runs from base 534 to 1667 and encodes 377 amino acids. The transcript has 11 exons. NCBI's taxonomy places the organism in Eukaryota, Metazoa, Chordata, Actinopteri, Mugiliformes, Mugilidae. Gene Ontology annotation, cellular component: intracellular membrane-bounded organelle; plasma membrane.
UGUCUACUCUGUGCUGUUCUAAAUGUUAUAGAGGGAAUAUUUGCAUAAAUUGGAGCCGGCGGCGGAGUUUUAAAGCGCCAAAACCACAAAUUGUACGGAAAAACAAGUUUGGACAACCUCUGCAUUUCACUUCCUAGUUUCAUUCUCUCGGCUCCGUUAGGCCAGGAGGUGCGGCUGAGAGAGCGCGACCUGUCUGGAGGCUCUCCGCGUAGACGCGCCACCGAAGAGGUUUCAGAACUGGACUUUGAGCCGCGGACGGAAUGGACUUAACGAGGAAGCACUGACUUUUAUUGGGGUUUUUAUUUUUAAUUAAUCUCCAGUCGGAAGAGCGCCUCGCCCCUGCUGAGGGCGCACGGGCUACCUGUGCGGACUUGCACGGCAGUCCAAGUGGUGGUGGUGGUGGGAGAGGAAGGAAGGAAGGAAGGUGGGGGAGUGACUGAAGCCCAAGAAGACACACCUUUACCCGUUUGCGGCUCUUUCUCUAUCUCUCUCUCUUCUAAAGGAGCGGAAGAAUAACCGAUCCGUGCGCUGAAAUGUCGGUUAGUGAAAGAGCCGUUCGUUCACUACGAGAGAUCCUGCACAAGCCUGGAAAUGACGCCUGCGCAGACUGCGGCGCACCAGAUCCCGGCUGGGGUUCCUGCUCCCUGGGGGUGUUCAUCUGCCUGGCCUGCUCCGGGAUCCACCGCAACAUCCCCGCCAUCAGCAAGGUGAAGUCCCUGACCCUGUCCCGAUGGGAGGACCAUGAGAUGCAGUUCAUGGCUGAGAACGGCAAUGUGCUGAUGAAGAGUAAAUAUGAGGCCGCUGUUCCCGUCUACUACUACAAACCAACCCACAAGGACUGCCAGGUGUUGAGGGAGCAGUGGAUAAGGGCAAAGUAUGAGAGGAAGGAGUUCUGCGACCCUGGGAAGAACUUAACAUACGAGGAAGGAACCAGAGAUGGCGUGCUCAUGAAGAGGGGGCGGGACAACGGGCAGUUCCUGAGCAGACGAUUCGUCCUGUCAGAGAGGGAGGGGACACUGAAGUAUUUCACCAAAUAUGAUGCUAAGGAGCCAAAAGCAGUGAUCAAAGUGGACAGCAUCAAUGCAACCUUCCAGCCGGACAAGAUAGGAAAUCCCAAUGGCCUGCAGAUCACCUACCUCAAAGACUACAGCACUCGCAACAUCUUCGUCUACCAUGACAGCGGCAAGGAGAUCGUAGACUGGUUUAAUUCCAUCCGUGCCAUUCAGCUUCACUAUCUGAAGGUGGCCUUUCCUGGAGCAACUGAUGCUGAGCUGAUACCCAAACUUACGCGUAACUUUCUCAAGGAAGGAUACAUGGAAAAGACAGGCCCCAGGCAAACGGAAGGUUUCAAGAAACGCUGGUUCACCCUGGACCAAAGACGACUCAUGUACUUCAAAGAUCCACUGGACGCCUUUGCCAAAGGCGAAGUCUUCUUGGGGAACAAGGACCAAGGUUACAGCGCCUCCGCCGGAUUGCCUGCAGGCACCUACUGCAACGGCACCUGGCAACACGGCAUCACCAUAGAAACGCCCGACCGCAGCUUCCUGUUCACCUGCGAGUCCGAGAGUGACCAGCAGGAUUGGCUGAAACACUUCAGUAAUGUCCUGAGUGCUCAGAUGUCUCCUCAGGAGUAUACAAUGGAGGCCUUGUUAAAGCACCGGCAUUGAUGGACCAGGGACCCGUGGGACCUUUUCUUCGCCUCUCAGUCCAUCACCAGCCUCACUCAGGACCCACAUCUCCUCCUCCACCGGCCACGGCUCUGAUCUUCAUCACUACUAUGGUCAACACUAGAGCUGGCUGAUAAGUCCCUACGGAAUGGUCACAAGGUUAUCACAAUGUUAAGAACGAGAGGAAGAGGGCAAUGUCGACUGGUGCAAACAAAGGUUACAAUGGUGUUUUGCUUUUAUUUUCAUGACAACUUUGGUGUUCAUUUAAAAGAUUUCUUGUAGGGUUGGUGGUCAUGUUGGUUACUGGUCAGGUUAAAUAGACACUUCCUGUGUAGUACUAUUCACUGUAUUUAAAUAGGUCCUUAGACAGGUACUGGUAUUAAAAUACAAUUCAUUGUACACUAAAUGCAAAUAAAUUCAAACUAAAAGCCAUUCAGACGUUGAAGUGCCUUGGUCCUCUUGUAUAUCGUGCAAGUAUUCUGUGUGAUCAUUGCUAGUGAGAUGCAGCCAGUUACAUAUAUUCAGAGAAGACAUUUUGACUUGACACCUUGGAUCAAGCAUUGAUAAUUAAGUUAAUGCUGGCUGAAUUCCAUUCGGCUGCUUUGGUUUCUGUUGUCCUGGGAUUGUUUGUGCGUCUGGCAUUAGGUCAAAACGUGGGAAACGUAUGGAGCUGUGCUUUUUCUGUAAGGUCAAAAUGUCUGCUGUGAAGAACACAAAUGGCUCAAACAAAUACAGACAUUUUUUCAUUUUUUUAUUAUGAUCAUUAUCAUACAAAGCCAUUUUGGAAUUUUAGAAAUUUAUAGAUACUCCCCUUUCUGACUCAUGAGCUCUGAUGUUAAAUACACAUUGUUUUGUUUUUUUUCUUUUAUCUUCCAAGCCAGCUAAUGUCUACAGUCAUCCUGUAGUGCAGUUAACAUCGCAAAUUACACUGGACGUCAGUAGAUCUGUGUGUAUUAGAAAGCACAAAUCUGUUUAAUUUUGAGUUAUUCUGUCAAAUAUGCGCUUGAAAGGCAAUAAAGCAGAUUUGUAAAUGCAUUGGGUUACAAAUAUGGAAACACUACACUGCUACUGAACGGCGUUAUAGCACCUCCGCGUGGAGUAAUCUACACGUACCUUUGUUAAAAUAAGCAGCAGGUCCCGUAAAAAGUUGUUGUUGUUUUUUUUGUAAUUCAGUCAUUAUCAAACACCAGCUGAUACAUUAUAAUGGUUUCUUGUUUUCCUUCUUUUGGUUUUAAGAGGUACUCAUUUUGUGUUGAUGCAUUCAUUUAAAAAAAAAAAAAGGAAUUUCUAUGUUUGACCAUGUUUGACUGACAUAGAAAAUUAUUAUUAAUAAAAAAAAAGAUUGCUUCUGAA